AUGGCCAUCUCAACUGCCAUCUUUGCUUUGAAGCAAAGAAUAUUCGACCAUGCUCUGCAGUCGACUGCCAUCUCAAUUCUCCUUCUGCCCCUCAUCUACGUCAUUGCAAAUGAAUUCAUCCGCUCCAAGGCCAGGAUAGCGAAGCUAGACGGUCCUGGAGGGCUGCCACUCAUCGGCAACUUGUGGGAUAUCCGGGUCAACGCGGCUGAGCAGUACCGUAAAUGGGCCAAGAAGUUUGGCUCUGUCUACCAGAUUCAACUGGGCAAUGUUCCUGUCGUCGUCGUGAACUCUGCUUCUGCGGCCAGGGCUCUCUUCGGACAGAAUGCCCAGGCACUCAGUUCUCGCCCAGAGUUUUACACUUUCCACAAGGUUCUCUCAGAUACUGCUGGAACGACCAUCGGCACAUCUCCCUACAGCGACUCCCUUAAGCGUCGCCGCAAAGGUGCUGCUUCGGCCUUGAACCGACCCUCAGUAGCAACCUAUGUGCCGCAUCUCGACGUCGAAUCGCGGGACUUCAUCAAGGAACUAUACGAAUAUGGGAAGGCUGGACAGGCUCCCGUUGACCCUAUGCCGAUGAUCCAACGCCUGUCGCUGUCUCUUGCCCUGACCCUGAACUGGGGUACUCGCAUGAGCAGCCAGAAGGAUAACCUCUUCAAGGAGAUCACUCACGUCGAGGAGGAAAUCAGUCGCUUCCGUUCAACUACGGGCAACCUCCAAGACUACAUCCCUCUCCUGCGUAUCAACCCUAUCAACAUGCACUCCGCCAAGGCACGAGAGAUGCGCAGCAGACGCGACGUCUACUUGACCGCUCUGAACAGAGGUCUGGAUGAGCGCAUGGCGAACGGCACUCACAAGCCUUGUAUCCAGGCCAACGUCAUCAUGGACAAGGAUGCGAAGCUGAACCAGGCGGAGCUGACCUCCAUCAGCUUGACAAUGCUGUCAGGAGGACUCGACACCAUCACAACUCAGGUGGCUUGGUUCAUCGCCAUGCUUUCUCAGCGCCCAGAUAUUCAAGACAAGGCCGCGGCGGCGAUUAGAGAAUUCUACAGCGAGAAGCAACCUCUCUGCGACGCCGAGGAUGACCAACAGUGCAAGUACAUCGUUGCUUUGGUGCGAGAAUCUCUGAGAUACUACACUGUCCUUCGCCUCGCUCUUCCCCGAGCUUCGGUUCGUGAUGUUCCUUACGGACAGACCGUUAUCCCCAAAGGAUCAGUCAUCUUCCUCAACGCGUGGGCUUGCAACAUGGACCCUGAAGUAUGGACUGACCCCGAGGUCUUCCGCCCCGAGCGGUGGUUCGAGCAACCCGACGCGCCGUUGUUCACAUACGGCGUCGGCUAUCGCAUGUGCGCUGGCUCUUUGUUGGCCAACCGCGAGCUCUACCUCGUCUACAUGAGACUUCUCAACAGCUUCAAGAUUGAGAAGCAUGAUGAUGUGGACCACCAUCCCGUUUCUGGCAACGCCGAUCCUACUUCCCUUGUAGCGAUGCCUAGGCCGUACAAGGCGAGAUUUGUGCCUCGCGAUACUAGCACGUUGAGUAAUGUGCUAAAGGCAACCGAAGAGAAGGCGUAA
Colletotrichum acutatum is the source of this 1569-nucleotide messenger RNA. RefSeq names its product cytochrome P450. Bases 1 to 1569 code for a protein of 522 amino acids. Gene Ontology annotation, molecular function: oxidoreductase activity, acting on paired donors, with incorporation or reduction of molecular oxygen; iron ion binding; heme binding. NCBI's taxonomy places the organism in Eukaryota, Fungi, Ascomycota, Sordariomycetes, Glomerellales, Glomerellaceae. The record is from RefSeq and is a predicted model, not a curated record. The transcript is spliced from 3 exons.